Molecule: messenger RNA, 2943 nt
Organism: Myxocyprinus asiaticus (Chinese sucker)
Lineage: Eukaryota; Metazoa; Chordata; Actinopteri; Cypriniformes; Catostomidae
Product: CBP80/20-dependent translation initiation factor-like
Exons: 15
Coding region: 194-2155 (653 amino acids)
Biological process (GO): regulation of translational initiation
Cellular component (GO): cytosol
Molecular function (GO): RNA binding; translation activator activity; protein binding
Source: RefSeq, a predicted model, not a curated record
GUGUGUAUGGAUGUGUGUGUGUGUAACAGGGACGCAGGCUAAUCUCUCCCGUCCCGUCCACCUCUCUGUCCCCGGGAAACACUCAUGACAGGGCGGAAUUAAACCCGGAGGACACCCGGUGAUCCCCGCAGUCCUGAUUGCAGAUAGCGGCUGCCCUUGCUCCCUCCCUCCCCCCCACUGUGGGCUGGUUGCCAUGGAGAGCUCAUCGGUGGCAUCAGCAUCAUCCGAGGCAGGAAGCACGCGCUCGCAGGAGAUCGAGGAGUUGGAGCGAUUCAUCGACAGUUACGUGCUGGAGUAUCAGGUGCAGGGGUUACUGAGCGACAAAAACGAAACUGACCAGGAUGUGGACAAAACCCCGUCCCACACCUCACAGUGGACAGAAGGCUGCAGUGAUAAGAUUGAUGGGAGCUGGACGUCCUCUCGGGGAAGGGGCUCGUCCAAACCAGAUGAGUGGGAGCACAGCAGUAAUGGCAGCACAGGUUCUAGACCCAGUUCAGGUUCCAGAUCAGGCAGCAGAGGACGAAACAACCAGUUCAGAGCUCCAGCUAAAAAUGGAAACAGAGACGGUUCUUUCGACAUCCUGGGGACGGACAUUUGGGCUGCAAACUUGGACUGCCACGGUCUUGCUGCGGGACGUUGCCGAGUUGGGGCUUUGAGUGGUGCUACAUGGGACAUGCAGCCGGAGAAACUGGAUUUUUCUCAGUUUCACAGGAGGGCUUAUCGAGGGACCCCGAAACACCUCCCACACAUCGACCGAGAGGGGAUGAUGAAGGGCAAGUUCGAUGAUGACGAUGGUAUUGAUCUGGACCACAUGGACAAAUUCCUGCCCACCCUGCCGGUCUUUCCUCCCCUGCCUAAUGAAGCUGAGAUUGCACACACUAAAAAGCUGUUUCGCCGACGCAGAAAUGAUCGCCGCCGAACUGAACCGCCCCAGGACCAACUGACGAUACUACUGCCUGCCGAGGGAAAGCGGCAAGUGUCCAGACGACAACAGCGUCUGCCAGGCGCAGGAGGAGCUGGCGGGAAAUCCCAGAAUCCGCAGCAGCAACAGCCGACCAAUCAGAUGCAACAGACCAAUGCAGAGUACCAAACAGGUGUCGGGACUAAGCACGGAGGGCGGGUUUACCAGGGGCAGCAGAACCAGGGUGGGCGACAGGGUGGCCCUCAUCACGGCUACAGUCAGAACCGCCGCUGGCAUCAACAGCCGAAACACCAGACGAGCAGUUUAACUCAAGGGCCUGCACCGAAUACCAAAGAGACAGAGAAUGUAAAACAGGAGGAGCCUGAGCCUCAGACAGAGAAAGGAGUGAAGGAUGAGCCAGUGAAAGAGGAGAGAAAGAAAGAAGAGAAGGAGGAGAAGACGGAGGGAGGGAAGAUUUGUUUACUGCAGUCAUCAAAAGAAAGACUGAGAAGGAGACUCAAAGAGAAGGAGGAUGUUCCCGUGGCGAUGGCCGGACCUCAGCGGAACCGAAUGGACAGAUUAUUAGAGAUCUUGAACAGCAUGAGGAAUAACAGCAGCGGUGUGGAGGCGCAACUCACCACCUUCAUGGAGGAGGCGCAGAACUCUGCAGACUCCGAGGAGACGCUUAACCAGAUCGUACACACGAUUUAUCAUAAAGCGGUCAGCGACCGAAGCUUUGCGGCCACCGCUGCCAAACUCUGUGACAAGAUGGCGCUGUUCAUGGUGGAGGGCACCAAAUUCCGCUCUCUCCUACUCAACAUGUUACAGAGAGAUUUCACGCGUCGUGAUGAGCUGCAGCAGACAGAUGUGGAGUGCUGGUUGGGUUUCAUCACGUUUCUCUGUGAGGUCUUUGGCACCAUGAGGAGCAGCGCUGGAGAGCCCUUCAGAGUGCUGGUGUGCCCCAUAUACUCCUGCUUAAGAGAGCUCCUGGAGUCACCUGAGGUUAAGGAGGAUGCUGUUCUCUGCUGUUCUAUGGAGCUCCAGAGUACCGGCCGUUUGUUGGAGGAGCAGCUUCCUGAGAUGAUGAUGGAGCUUCUGGCCGCCGUUCGGGAUAAGAUGUUGUGUCCGUCUGAGUCCCAGCUGACCCGUUCGCUGCUGAUGGAGGUUAUUGAACUCCACGCGCACCACUGGAGCCCCCUUGAGGCGCUGACCACUGCGUACUACAACAGAACCAUCCAGAAACUGACCGCAUGACGCAUGCGCAAUGCAAAAAACCACUGGAGGCCCUGACCACUGCGUACGACAACACAACCAUCCCAAAACUCUUCAAGAGACACAAUAAAACAAACCACUAAAGGCCAUAAAUAGUACUGCAACACAACCAUCCUGUAAAAUACAACACACAUGCACGUACAAACACACAGCUAUGCUAUAAUAAGAUGAGAGAACCAUGGAUGGGUAAGUGGAUGGAUGGGAAGGGUAUUAUGGGAUGGGGGUUGACCCUGGUGUCAAUGGUCACAGGGUAAAAUAUGCAGAUUGAGAUGAAUAUGUAUAUGUUUUCACUUCUACUUGCAUAUUCAUGAACUAAACCAGACAUACAGACACAAAACCAGACAGUCAUUACACACAAACGCACGUGUGCAGACAGUCACUGUGUGUCAUAUUAAGGUGCGUCUGUAUUCCAGACAAAACGUCAACAAAUAGAGAAAUUCAAAGAGAAUGAUCUUGGUUAUGGGUGUAUCUCACGAAAAUAUGUCUGGGUCAUAUUUCAACCCAGAAAAUAAGGAAAAAGAUCAAAUUAAUUUAUUUUGCAUAAAAAUAAGAAGACUUUACAUUGUGACAUUAUUUUCAUGAUAGUUAAGUAAAUUUUUUUGCCCCAAAUUCUCAUUACUGUAAUACAUCCAGACAUUUUUGUAAUUUUUAUUAUCAUCAAUGGCAAUUCUCAUUAUAUUAUUACUGUUAUAAAAUACAUUUUAGGCUUUAAAAAAAUUCUUCAAAUGAAUAUUUAAAUUUUUUAAUCAGCAUGAGCACAAUACAGAAAA